AAGCUCGGAGGCUUUUCUCGAGUGGGAGUUAGAGCGGAGCGCAGACCCGGACAGGUCUCACCUAACCACGGAGUUUGAAACGGACCGAGUUCGGGUUUGAUUCAUGGGACACGCCAGAGUCGGGCCAUUUAGGAUGUGCACGUCCGUCUCCAGCAGAACCAGAACUUGAAGGAGGUUUGCUGUCGGUACCGGAGGUCCAGAUCAGCCAUGGAUGAAAGCAGGUUCUUUGUGCGUUCGUGCUCCGUUCCCGCGUGGAGCAUCUAGACCUGCGGACCCGCGUGACAGGAUGCCGCGGUGUCGGUUCGACUCCGCUCCGGCCCUGCUGACCCUGCUGCUGAUGGGGAUGUGCGCAGGCGCAGACCCGCGCGGCGCCGCGGACAGCAGCGGGCGCUUCCACCAGCUCACGCACGGCCAGUGCACGUACACCUUCAUCCUACCGGAGGCAGGGGGCGCUGCGGGGGGCUCAUGCCGGGAUGCGUCCUCCGCGCGCGACGCCAACUCCGUGCAGCGGGACGCCCCGCCCCCUGACGCGCACCUGCCCAGCCAGAAGCUCCAGCAGCUGGAGAGCAUCAUGGAGAACUACACGCAGUGGCUGCACAAGAUUGAGAGCUACAUGAGAGAGAAGAUGAAGACCGAGGUGACCCAGCUGCAGCAAAGCGCCGUCCACAACCACACUGCAGCCAUGCUGGAGAUGGGAACCAACCUCUUGUCCCAGACGGCGGAGCAAACACGCAAACUCACAGACGUGGAGGCACAGGUUCUGAACCAAACAUCCCGGCUCGAGAUCCAGCUGCUGGAAAACUCUCUUUCCACCAAUAAGUUGGAGAAGCAGCUAAUGAUCCAGACGAAUGAGAUCAGCAAGCUCCACGACAAGAACAGCUUUCUGGAGCAGAAGAUUCUAGAGAUGGAGCUGCGACACCAGGAGGAGCUGGAUACGCUGAAGCAAGAGAAGGGAAGUCUCCAGGCUCUGGUGGGGAGGCAGAGCAGUAUCAUCAGGAAUCUGGAGUCCCAGCUGAGCCGCGCCACAGGAAACAGCACUGCCCUGCAAAGACAACAGCAGGAGAUGAUGGACACGGUCCACAACCUGCUGAACCUGUGCUCCAAGGAUGGAGUUGUACCAAACAGUACAAAGCCGGCAGAGGAGGACAGAACGUUUCGUGACUGCGCUGACCUGUAUCAGGCUGGCUUCCAUAAGAAUGGCGUGUAUAUCGUCCACGUCAAUUCACAAGAGACCAAAAAGGUGUACUGUAACAUGGAGACGGCUGGUGGUGGGUGGACUGUAAUGCAGCGCCGAGAAGAUGGAAGUGUGGACUUCCAGAGGACAUGGAAGGAAUACAAAAUGGGAUUUGGAAGCGUGUCCUCCGAGCACUGGCUGGGGAACGAGUUUGUUUAUCAGCUGACCAGCCAGAGGCAGCACGUUCUCCGAGUGGAGCUGAGCGACUGGGACGGACACCGGGCCUUCUCGCUGUACGACCGCUUCCAGAUCGGCAGCGAGAAACAGAACUACAGGCUUUUCCUGAAGAGCCACAGUGGGACAGCAGGCAGGCAGAGCAGCCUGGUCGUCCACGGCGCCGACUUUAGCACGAAGGACGUGGACCACGACAACUGCAUCUGCAAGUGUGCCCUUAUGCUAACUGGAGGUUGGUGGUUUGACGCAUGUGGACCGUCCAACCUCAACGGGAUGUACUUCACACGAGGACAACACAUCGGGAAGUUGAAUGGUAUCAAGUGGCAUUACUUCAAGGGUCCCAGUUACUCGCUUCGAGGCACAGCCAUGAUGAUCCGUCCUCUGGACUUCUCCUGAACCGGGGAGCACGCCACGAGGAGGCCUCUCCUCGCAUCUUCCUGCCUCAUCUCACUUUCUCCAGACGUGGGAGCCGUGUCCCACGUCUGGAGUGGCUAACACGUUCUAAGCGACGUGUUAGCAACAGCAGGGGAUUAGCACACAAAGGCCGGACCCAAAUUCCUCCCUUACCCCUACAUUUAGCCCUCCAAGCGGAGAGAAAUGGAAAAAUAGCGCCUUCAAAUUCGGACAUCAUUGCCACUCAAUGAUGUCAUCAAUGGUCGUCUAUAUUAGCGCUCGUAAAGUGCACAACAUUGAAGAGGUCAUGCUGAAACAUAAAGUCAACACUUUUCAGAGCACAAGCACGAGAAGAAAUACGCUGCUCCUCCGCCCACAAGGGCAGCGCGGAUCACCCUACAGGCGGAGGGAUAAUUAGGCCUAAGUCGCUGCGCCUCCCCCUUUAAAAGACACUUUCUGACACCGCUACAGCUUCUAAUGCCCCUACAGUUGGGGCAACAGGGAGGAGCCAAAGGGGUCAGAUUCUGCUAAACUGUUUUGGUGCACAAGCCUGGAUGUGACGUAUCAACAGACAUCUAAGGCCGCCUUUACACUGCAGGUCUUGAUGCUCAUAUCCGAUUUUCUGACUAUAUCCGAUUUUUUUGACGACUCGCUUACAUUAUCUUUUAAAAGUGACCCGU
Oryzias latipes (Japanese medaka) is the source of this 2481-nucleotide messenger RNA. RefSeq names its product angiopoietin 1 (gene angpt1). NCBI's taxonomy places the organism in Eukaryota, Metazoa, Chordata, Actinopteri, Beloniformes, Adrianichthyidae. Gene Ontology annotation, biological process: blood coagulation. The record is from RefSeq and is a predicted model, not a curated record.